CGCAUCUUGGCGCCGCUGACACCGGCGUCUUAGGCAAGCGCGCGCUUGCUACUCAGAACAGGGUGUCCCAAAUUUCAGUGACCAAGGUUCCCAUCCCCCUGCAGCCAUGCCUUCUGAUUUAGCCAAGAAAAAGGCUGCAAAAAAGAAGGAGGCAGCGAAAGCCCGCCAGCGAGUCAAGAAACAUGAGGAGGUAAACGGAGAGGCAGAGCAUGUAAACGGGCAGGAAAACGCAGCUGAAAGUAACGGCGUAUCAAACGGAGAUGUGGCUGCCCUCACUAAAGAGCUGGACGAGUUCGAGCUGCGUAAGAUGGAGGCUCGGGCGGUGACGGGCGUCCUGGCGUCUCACCCCAACAGCACAGACGUCCACAUCAGCAGCCUCUCGCUCACUUUCCACGGCCAGGAACUACUGAGCGACACCAGCCUGGAGCUCAACUCCGGCCGACGCUACGGUCUCAUCGGCCUCAACGGCACGGGGAAGUCGAUGCUGCUUUCGGCCAUCGGCCAUCGUGAGGUUCCCAUCCCAGAACACAUAGAUAUUUACCACCUGACCCGGGAGAUGGCCCCCAGCGACAAGACGGCCCUACAGUGUGUCAUGGAGGUGGAUGAGGAGAGGAUUAAACUAGAGAAAGAGGCAGAGAGGCUGGCCCACGAGGACUCGGAGUGUGAGAAGCUGAUGGAGCUGUACGAGCGUCUGGAGGAGUUGGAUGCAGAUAAGGCAGAGGUUCGAGCCUCACGCAUUCUCUACGGUCUGGGCUUCACCCCCGCCAUGCAGCGCAAGAAACUCAAAGACUUCAGUGGAGGAUGGAGGAUGCGUGUCUCACUCGCCAGAGCCCUGUUCAUUAAGCCCUUCAUGCUCUUGCUGGAUGAGCCCACUAAUCAUCUGGAUCUGGAUGCCUGUGUGUGGCUGGAGGAAGAGCUCAAAUCGUUCAAACGGAUCCUUGUGCUGAUCUCACACUCUCAGGACUUCCUAAACGGCGUGUGCACCAACAUCAUUCACUUACAUCAGAGGAAACUCAAAUACUACACUGGCAACUAUGACCAAUAUGUGAAGACCAGGGAAGAGCUGGAGGAAAACCAGAUGAAACGAUACAACUGGGAGCAGGACCAGAUAGCACAUAUGAAGAACUACAUAGCUCGGUUUGGUCACGGCUCAGCCAAACUGGCCCGUCAGGCCCAGAGUAAAGAGAAGACGCUGCAGAAGAUGGUGGCCUCUGGCCUGACAGAGCGAGUGGUCACUGACAAGACUCUGUCGUUUUAUUUCCCUCCCUGUGGGAAGAUUCCUCCCCCAGUCAUCAUGGUCCAGAACGUCAGCUUCAGAUACUCAGACGACACGCCGUACAUAUAUAAAACGCUGGAGUUUGGGAUUGACCUGGACACACGGGUAGCUCUGGUGGGUCCUAACGGGGCAGGGAAGUCAACACUCCUCAAACUACUGAUGGGAGAGCUCCUCCCCUCAGACGGUAUGAUCAGAAAGCACUCACAUGUGAAGAUUGGCAGAUAUCACCAGCACCUUACAGAACAGCUGGAGCUGGACCUGUCUCCUCUGGAGUACAUGAUGAAGUGUUUUCCCGAGAUCAAAGAGAAGGAGGAGAUGCGGAAGAUCAUCGGACGUUACGGCCUGACAGGCAAACAACAGGUGAGUCCGAUCAGGAACCUGUCGGACGGACAGAAGUGCCGUGUGUGUUUUGCGUGGCUGGCGUGGCAGAACCCUCACAUGCUCUUCCUGGAUGAGCCCACCAACCACCUGGACAUUGAAACCAUCGACGCCUUGGCCGAAGCCAUCAACGAGUUUGAGGGAGGAAUGAUGCUUGUCAGCCACGACUUCCGACUCAUUCAACAGGUUGCCCAGGAGAUAUGGGUGUGUGAGAAACAAACCAUCACCAAAUGGAACGGAGACAUCUUGGCAUACAAAGAGCACUUAAAGUCCAAAAUCGAGAAACAGACACACGACAUUUAAAAUCGACCGACCGGAUAGGCCUUUGAAUUCUUCUCUGUCUGUCAAGGAUACAUCCCUGCCACC
This is a messenger RNA of Chanos chanos (milkfish), 2020 nucleotides long. RefSeq names its product ATP-binding cassette, sub-family F (GCN20), member 2b (gene abcf2b). The record is from RefSeq and is a predicted model, not a curated record. Bases 107 to 1957 code for a protein of 616 amino acids. Gene Ontology annotation, molecular function: ATP hydrolysis activity; ATP binding. The transcript has 15 exons. NCBI's taxonomy places the organism in Eukaryota, Metazoa, Chordata, Actinopteri, Gonorynchiformes, Chanidae.